Messenger RNA from Lepisosteus oculatus (spotted gar), 4343 nucleotides. RefSeq names its product ubiquitin-conjugating enzyme E2H (UBC8 homolog, yeast) (gene ube2h). Gene Ontology annotation, biological process: protein polyubiquitination; ubiquitin-dependent protein catabolic process. Gene Ontology annotation, molecular function: ubiquitin conjugating enzyme activity. The record is from RefSeq and is a predicted model, not a curated record. Gene Ontology annotation, cellular component: nucleus. Lineage: Eukaryota; Metazoa; Chordata; Actinopteri; Semionotiformes; Lepisosteidae.
CGUCAUCUGCGGAGGGAUAGAAGCUUCAGGAGGACAGAGAGGCAGAAGAGAGAGAGAUAGGGGGGGCCAAGACUGAGAGGAAUUGCAGCGGAGAGAGAGUGGAGGGGGGCUCGAAAGAAUUCAUAUAACCACAGAUUUAAAAGGGCUAAUAAGGAGCGCAAAUAUCAUAGUCAACAAACCGAGCGUCGGACGGAGGAGAUUCUUGCAUUGUUAUCCUGCAGAGGAAUAUAAAAAUGUCGUCUCCAAGUCCGGGUAAAAGGCGAAUGGAUACCGACGUGGUGAAACUUAUUGAGAGCAAACAUGAAGUCACCAUCCUGGGAGGACUCAAUGAAUUUGUAGUGAAGUUUUAUGGACCACAAGGAACACCGUAUGAAGGGGGCGUGUGGAAGGUGCGAGUAGAUCUACCCGACAAAUACCCUUUCAAAUCUCCGUCAAUAGGAUUCAUGAAUAAAAUAUUUCAUCCCAACAUUGACGAAGCGUCAGGAACUGUGUGUCUAGAUGUAAUUAACCAAACAUGGACAGCCCUCUAUGACCUUACCAAUAUAUUUGAAUCGUUCCUGCCUCAGCUGCUCGCCUACCCGAAUCCUAUAGAUCCUUUGAAUGGAGAUGCGGCAGCCAUGUAUCUCCACCGACCAGAAGAAUACAAGCAGAAAAUUAAAGAAUACAUCCAGAAAUAUGCAACAGAGGAGGCUCUGAAGGAGCAGGAGGAGGCGGCCGGGGACAGUUCGUCGGAGAGUUCGAUGUCGGAUUUUUCGGAAGAUGAGGCACAGGAUAUGGAGUUGUAGUAAAAAGAGGCGCCCUUAACAGAACAGAGACUAUAUGAUUUCUUAACCAUGAGAAGCAGACUAUAAUAUUCAUAUUUAAACAAGGCAAUUUUUUUUAUUACUAAACAAGGAUUUUUAUGGAUAUAGCGUUGGUGUAUAUCUCACUCUCUAGAUGUUCAUUUCCCAGUCAUUUCUCAACCCAAGGCGCAUAGCAUUCCCACAUUCCACUUUGGUAGCUGCUUAGCCCGAAUGCAUGUGAUCGCUGUAUCCUGUUGGUCAGCCUAACUCACGUGUGACUCAACUCUAGAACAAAACGGAUGCCUCGAUAGGCAAGGCCAAGGGGAACGCAUCCCUUCUCUUUGUGACCAAUGCACCGAGGAAAAAAUAAAAAUAGGAUGUUGUUGCUGGUAAUUGCAUCAUGGCUAUGACAUGACGUUCUCUUCCAGUUAAGCCCUUUCUUACGUAAUUUUUUUUUAGAUCUUGAACUGUAUAAAACAGAUUGGAUAUGUAAACAGUUCGGCAGGAUUACUGCUUGUUAAUACCUGGCAAAUAUUACUGAAGUUAGUGGCUGUUUUAAUUUAAUACAAUAGCUCGGAGGUUGCUUGCUUUAUUUAAAAAAAAAAUGGAAAUGUAGCUUCAGGAGCCCAUUUUGUAUAGCGCAGGUUUUUGCUUCCAUUUAAGUAUGAAAAGCUGUAAUGUUUGUUUUUUAAAUGCAUUUUCCUGUCUGUGCAGGACUCAAAUCCAGCUUUUUAUUUUAGCAUUAUAACCCUGUUGUGGUAAUAAUGGAAGAGGCGACCAACCUUGGCAGAAGACAACGAUACUACGUCCUGACACCUCACCUGCCAGCGAGUUAAUCCACUGAUAGUCCACGCCUUAGUGUAAAUGGUUUUUGUAGACAUUUCUCUUUUUGCGCAUGGAUGUAUUAGGGACAAAAAAAAAAUCCCUGAAAAAAAAGUGGUAGGUUUUGGUUUUCUACCCAGUGUUGCAAUAUAGGUUUCAACAAACAUUUGGGCCCCUUUUUCCCCCAUCUGUGUUGCUGGCAGAGCAGGGUGGAAGGCGGGGGCCUGCUGUCCACGUCACUGAGGGGGUGAUGGUUGCGAGGGGCUGAACGCAGCAGUGAGGUCACGCCUGACUUGGUGGUUGCAGAGCCUUCUCCUUCCCAUUCGUCAGUCAAUGUUUUUCUUUCAAGAGCAUUACUAAAGCCACGUAGAGAGAUUCAGAGGGAGACAAACACAGUCAGUUGGUAUCCAUAAAGCACAAAGAUCUUCUAUAUUUUCUUAGUCUAGAAGAACUAAAUUCAGUUUAAAUUUGCAUGUUUUUUCCCCUUUAGUUUCCAGAACCACCUGUGCUUUUGUUUUGUUUUUUUAUCUCAACAACCUUUUGUACAUUGUGGCAUGAUACAGAACUGAAGUUGUAUAGGGCUUUGUUGAGCUAGUAUGCUUUAAAAAGAAAAAUAUAUUAACAUUUGUGGCUUCUGUUUGAAGGCUAGAGUUAAGUAUGUAUUAUGUAGUGGUAAACUUGAUUACUCUUCAUUAGAACAUGGUAAUUGUGGGGGGAAUUCUGCAGGUCCUUUUAAACUUGCUUUACCUAUCAACUUGCCUAUUGCUUGUGCUGAACUAGAGGUGUCUGACUUACAUAGGGAUAGUUUGCUGGGUGGUGAUUUAAAUUUGAAAAAGAUUUGUAUGAUUUUAAUAAUUAUAGAAAUAGCCUGUUUGAGCUAACAUCUUGAAAAAAAUAUUACUCGCUUAAUUUAGCCUAUUCCAUGGUUAAAUAGAUAUUCCAAAGAUUUAAGCUUCCUUCCCUGCCUGUUCCCAUAUGCAAAUUAUAGAGACUUGUACAGGUCAACUGUUAAGUUACUUCAGGCUGUUGUAAAUUUGUUUUGGGACACAUUGAUAUAACAUUGUGUCAUAUUUAUUUUGAAAUCAGUUCUUAAAAGUAAGAGCCUUGGAUUACAUUUUUGUGCCUGUGCGGAAGCUGUGCACAUAUGCAGGAACUACAAGUUUAAACCUGUGAAAUGUGAUGAAUUCCACACUGGGUGAAAUGAUAAAUCUUGUUUUUCAGUAUUCAAUAAGGUCUGGUUACUGUGGCAACUAAUAUACAAAGUGCAUUUAAAAUCUGGUCACAAUUAGAAUCCAGAGUAGGUCAACGUUUUGGAAUAUGCCAAAUGGAAUAUGGGUUUUUAAUUCCCAAACCAAUGUGAAAAAGGCUGUCACAUAAUAGUCGUUUGGUAUCUCAGAAUUUGAGCCUGCAAAACUCAAUGAUCAGUUGUUCGAUUUCCUCUUUGACUGCACACUUAGCUGAUUCUGAGCUUGUCUGUUUAAAAAAAACAACAAGUCAACAACUGCAAAAAGAUUUGCAAUCUGAUGCUAAACACGGAGGUUUGGAGUUCAUCCAUAUUUAGAUUUUUGAGUAGAAGCUUGAAUUUCUUUUAAAGAAGACUUUCAAUAGGUUUUUAUUUUUUUAAUUUCUACACAUUGAUGCAGUAUUGUAAAAAUAAAAAGCAUUAAAGGAGAACUACCAGCUAUGUUAGGUACUUGUGUUCAUGAUGAGUACACUGGGACCCACACCAUUUCUAGGCUGUGGUGUUGGGCUCUUCUGCUGUGGGAGCACAAAACUGGACAACAAAAAAUUCUCCCGGGAGACCUGGGCUAUGGCUGUUGUAACAUGGCAAAAACGUUAUAGGGUGGAUGGCCUGCGUAGGCCAUUAACAGUUCAAAGCCAGCCUUUUCCUUUUUUUUUAGGUAAUCCUAAAUGUUAAGAGGAUAUUUGUAAUCUUUUCUUUUUUUUUCCCUUUCUCCUCCAGUCAAGAAUUUGAUUGAUACAAAAUCCAAAACUAAAGAUUGUGCUUCCCUUGUAACGUAAAUAAACAGAAAAAAAAUCUGAUACUGCAUCUGUUCCAGGAUUUCAUUUUCCCCCUAUCCUCCGAGGCAUGACUGCCUUUGCUUCUCGGCAUGCCACGCAGUUUCAGCCCUAGGACUUCUCUCCCGCUCCUUUCUGGUAAUGUAUUAGACACUCGAUGCCGCGAGUGAUGAAGUUGUAUCCGCAGGAGAGCGGCCUGGCCCACUUUUACCUGACUGAUAACCCUGCAGGAAGGAGAAAAGAGACAGAUCUCCUGCCAGAAGCACAACAGCACCUGCCCUGACCUCUCCCUCCACUCGGCUGGUGUGCUGGCCAGGCUGUCCGACCCCAAGGGCCGGCCAGCCGUGGGGUCAGGCUGCACCACGAUCCCUUUCUUUCAGGUCUUGCUUCUUCAGAGUUAACGCCUGCACUGUGUUAGGGGGGUGUGUGCAGCAUGGGAAAUGGCCAUUAUUUUAAUCGCAGCUCUGUAUUUGGUACCUAGUGUGUGAUACUUGAAAAGUCAAAAGGGCGUUUCUUCCGUCCUGAGUCUGGCUGAUUUCCCCCCCCCCCCCCUUCUUUUUUUCUUUUUUUCCCCUUCCUUUUACUUUGCAUUGUGAUUAUGUAGUGGGCAUGCCGGUCACGAGUGACAAAUGCCUUCUAUCUAUAGGAUUAUAACCUUAAAUAGUUGUGUAUAAAUGAAAAACUGUAAUAACUUUUUUUUAAUAAAAAACUUUAAAUGUG